Messenger RNA from Fulmarus glacialis (Northern fulmar), 1596 nucleotides. Its product is annotated as periaxin-like. NCBI's taxonomy places the organism in Eukaryota, Metazoa, Chordata, Aves, Procellariiformes, Procellariidae. The annotation marks the transcript as partial. The record is from RefSeq and is a predicted model, not a curated record. The transcript has 3 exons.
CUGCAGGCAGCCGAGGUGACCAACGUCCAGCUCCAAGCCCUGCCACAACCCUUGGAGGUCACCAAUAUCCAGCUCCAAGCUGCUGAGGUGACAAAUGUCCAGCUCCAAGCCCUGCCACAACCCUUGGAGGUCACCAAUAUCCAGCUCCAAGCUGCUGAGGUGACAAAUGUCCAGCUCCAAGCCCUGCCACAACCCUCCAAGGUGACCAACAUCCAGCUCCAGGCCAGUGAGGUGACCAACGUCCAGCUGCAAGCCCUGCCGCAGCCCUUGGAUGUCACCAACAUCCAUCUCCAAGCUGCCGAGGUGACAAAUGUCCAGCUACAAGCCCUGCCACAACCCUUGGAGGUCACCAACAUCCAGCUCCAAGCCAGUGAGGUGACAAAUGUCCAGCUGCAAGCCCUGCCACAGCCUUCCAAGGUGGCCAACAUCCAGCUCCAGGCUCUGCCACAAUCCUCGGACAUCACCAACAUCCAACUGCAGGCCACUGAGGUGACAAAUGUCCAGCUGCAAGCCCUGCCACAGCCCUCUGAGAUCACCAACAUCCAGCUCCAAGCCCUGCAGCAGCCUUCAGAAGUGCCCAGCGUCCAUCUCCAGGCCACAGAGGUGACAGAUGUCCAUCUCCAGGCCACGGAGGUGCCCAACGUCCAGCUGCAGUCCACAGAGGUGACAAAUGUCCGUCUCCAAACCAAGGUACCUGACAUCCAUCUCCAAGCCACAGAGGUGUCCAACGUCCAUCUCCAAACCACUGAGGUCCCCAGUGUCCAUCUCCAAACCACGGAGGUCCCCAGUGUCCAUCUCGAGGCCACAGAGGUGCCUGACAUCCAUUUCCAGGCCACAGAGGUGCCCAGCAUCCAGCUCCAGGCCACAGAGGUGCCUGAUGUCCAGCUCCAGGCCAUGGAGGUGCCCAACGUCCAGCUGCAGACCACAGAGGUGCCCAAUGUCCAUCUCAAAACCACUGAAGUGCCCGAUGUCCAUCUCGAAAGCACUGAGGUGCCCAACAUCCAUCUCCAAGCCACAGAGGUGCCCAGCGUCCAUCUCGAGACCACAAAGGUGCCCAGCAUCCAUCCCCAAACCACGGAGGUGACAAAUGUCCAUCUCCAGGCCGCAGAGGUGCCUAGUGUCCAUCUCCAGUCCACUGAGGUACCCAAUGUGCGUCACCAAACCACUGAGGUGCCCAAUGUCCAUCUCCAGACCACGGAGAUGACCAAUGUCCAUCUCCAAGGCACCAAGAUGUCCAGUGUCCAUCACCAAAUGAUGGAGGUGCCCAACAUCCAUCUCAAGAUCGCGGAGGUGCCCAACAUCCAAUUGAAGACGAUGGAGGUGACAAAUGUCCAUCUCCAGGCCACUGAGAUGCGCAACUCCUGUCACCAAAUGAUGGAGGUGCCCAGCGUCCAACUCAAGACCACGGAGGUGCCUAAUGUCCAACUGAAAACCUUAGAUGAGGUGCCCAGCAUCCAACUCAAGGCCAUGGAGGUGCCCAACAUCCACCUCAAGACCGUGGAGGAGGUGCCCAACAUCCAUCUCAAGACCGUGGAGGUGCCCAGCGUCCAACUCAAGACCAUGGAGGUGCCCGAUAUCCAACUCAAGACCGUCGAG